This is a messenger RNA of Gastrolobium bilobum, 1461 nucleotides long. RefSeq lists its product as uncharacterized. The transcript has a single exon. The record is from RefSeq and is a predicted model, not a curated record. The coding region runs from base 1 to 1461 and encodes 486 amino acids. Lineage: Eukaryota; Viridiplantae; Streptophyta; Magnoliopsida; Fabales; Fabaceae.
AUGGCAAGGGAUCGAAGUUCUAUAUUCAGUUUUCAAUAUAUCUGCUACAUCGUUAUCAUCCUUCCCAUAUGCUCUGUCAUCUUAUUUCUCUCUUGGAGUCAUUGUUGCAGCCAGUGCUAUUCACCAUACCAAGUAAUAGUACAAAAGCAAAACCAACCAAUCAACCUCCUUGCACAUCCUUUUGCAUGGAACAAUCUUAUCUUUUCCUCAGACCCACCUUCAAAAUUCCUUAAGAUUGCACUUUUUGUCAAGAAAUGGCCACAGAGAUCUCACGCAGGGGGGCUUGAACGCCAUGCUCUGACACUCCACCUUGCCCUUGCCAAAAGAGGCCAUGAUCUUCACAUAUUCACCACUUCCACAAACUCCUCUUUCUCUAACUAUUCAAUAAACAACUUACAUUUUCACUUCUCCAAACCAACACCUGGUGGUUACCUUGACCAAGCUAUAGUUUGGGAGCAAUUUCAAGCACAAAACUCAACUAAUAAACCAUUUGACAUUGUUCACACUGAAAGUGUUGGUCUUAGGUACACUCGAUCUCGAUAUGUUACUAAUUUAGCUGUCACUUGGCAUGGGAUUGCAUACGAGACCAUUCACUCUGACAUCAUUCAAGAACUUUUAAGAAGCCCCCAGGAACAGCAGAAUAAUGCAUUGACUGAAAGAGCUAGGAAGGUUGUUGAAGAGAUUAAGUUCUUUCCAAAUUAUGCCCAUCAUGUUGCCACUAGUGAUCAUGCUGGAGAAAUCCUAAAGAGGGUCUACAUGAUUCCAGAAGAAAGGGUUCAUAUUAUUCUCAAUGGUGUGGAUCAACAGGUUUUCAAGCCAGAUAUUUCUAAGGGGAAGGGAUUUAGGAAGAGGCACAACAUUCCGGAUUCUAAAUCAUUAGUGAUAGGACUAGCAGGGAGGUUGGUUAAGGACAAGGGACAUCCAUUGAUGUUUGAAGCUUUGAAGCAGAUAAUUGCAGAAAAUAGCACAUUCCAAGAAAGUAGCAUGGUUCUGGUAGCUGGAGAUGGUCCUUGGGCUGCAAGAUAUAGAGAUCUUGGGACAAAUAUAUUGGUUUUGGGGCCCCUGGAACAAGCUGAACUUGCCUCUUUUUAUAAUGCUAUUGAUAUUUUUGUGAACCCCACUUUACGAGCACAAGGUUUGGAUCACACUCUGCUAGAAGCUAUGCUGAGUGGCAAGCCAGUAAUGGCUACUAGGCUUGCAAGCAUUGUAGGAUCUGUAAUUGCUGGCUCUGAAAUGGGUUAUACAUUUUCACCAACAGUGACUGCUCUAAAGGAGGCCUUAUAUGAAUUAUGGAUUGGUGGCAAGGGCGUUCUAGACAAGAAAGGUCAAGUUGCUCGGCAAAGAGGUUUGCAAUUGUUCACUGCCACUAAGAUGGUGGCUGCUUAUGAGCGACUUUUUCUUUGCGUAUCAAGUGCAAAUCAUGAGGACCAUUUCUGUGAAUACCAACCAUCGGGUAAUUAA